Molecule: messenger RNA, 802 nt
Organism: Brachypodium distachyon (stiff brome)
Lineage: Eukaryota; Viridiplantae; Streptophyta; Magnoliopsida; Poales; Poaceae
Product: succinate dehydrogenase assembly factor 4, mitochondrial
Exons: 1
Coding region: 81-434 (117 amino acids)
Biological process (GO): mitochondrial respiratory chain complex II assembly
Cellular component (GO): mitochondrion
Source: RefSeq, a predicted model, not a curated record
GCACCGCAGGGCCGCACCGCCGCCGUCUCCCGCACCGCGUUUUGUUCUCGCACACGAGGCGAGCAAGGCAGAGAGAAGCCAUGGCGGCCAACUACCACCACCUCCGCCGCCUCGCCUCGGCGUCCGCCCCCGCCCUCUCCCGCCUCUCCCAUCCCCCUCAGCUGCUCCGAGGCCUCGCGCUCUCCAGCUCCGCCUCCUCCUCCGCGGAUCAGCCGCCGGCCCCGGCGGCCGAGAAGGGGGAGACCCAGAGCGCCGUGAAGGAGGCGAACGAGGCGCAGGGCGGUGAUGCUGGCGCGAAGAAGGAGGAGGAAGAGGAGGAGGAUGGCGGCGGCCCGGACGUGAACAAGGCCACGGGCGAGAUCGGCGGCCCGCGGGGGCCCGAGCCCACGCGGUACGGCGAUUGGGAGCGCGGCGGCCGCUGCUCCGAUUUCUGAGCGGUUGCUACCACCUGGCAGGGUAAACUUGCUCUUGGGUCCGUUCUGAGAUGUAAUCAUAUGCUUGUAUGUUUAUGUUACUAUUGUGCUGGAGAAUAAAUCUGGUUGCUAUGCUGAACAUGAUUCUCAAGUUUGCGGGUAUCAUAGCCAAAUGCAUGCGUCUUAGCAUGUCAAUCUUAGAGGUUUAUUAUGUAGAACGAAUGUUCAGAUGAAUGAUAGUUUGGGAGAUGUUUAUUCGAGGAUUUUCUUAAUUUCAUCAGCAAUGAAAAGAAAUAACGUGACUGAUUCAGAGCAUGUCACCUAACCAGUUGUUGUAAUUCGACUUUAUAUCGUUCUAGAUCGAUUUUGCCUCUUGAUCAGGCAGGGAA